CACACACACCACAAGACAGACCAUGGCGACCCGAGAACAUCCGAAACUUCUUGACUCCCACCUUAGUGCAGAACAGAGUCCUGAUGCUGCUGACACCAUUUGCUUCAUCGAUGGUAAAGUAGAUUUUCACGACCCUUGCGCUGUUCGAGAAUUUACAACAUCACUACUCAAAAGAGACUUCGGUAUUAUUGUUGAGCUGCCUGAAAAUCGGCUGUGUCCACCCCCAUCCAGAUACCUUUAUGUCCAAUGGAUCCAGGACCUUGUUGACUCUACGAACCCUUCUUAUUUCGACGAGUUCACCCGUGGUGAACUCGGCACGAAGCGCCAUGUCUCAGGGCUAGAUAUUGGUACGGGUGCGUCGUGCAUCUAUACCCUCCUCGCUUUGUGCAAGCGCCCGGAGUGGUUCAUGUCAGCCACAGACAUAGAUGCAUUCAGCUUGUCAUACGCAACAAAGAACAUCGAAGCCAACGGGUUCACUGCUAACUGUAAUCUGCUGCAAACAUCACCAUCCGAUCCUUUGGUUCCGCUUGAAGCCCUCAACUUGGAGCGAUUGGAUUUUACUAUAUGCAACCCCCCAUUCUUUGCCUCGGUGAAAGAAUGGAAAGCAUCCAUCUCCGGUGAAGGUAAAGAAAAGCCACCAAACUCGGUAUGCACGGGGGAAGAAAUGGAAAUGGUCACCGAUGGAGGUGAUAUCGGGUUUGUGCUCAGAAUUCUCGAAGAAAGCCUUAUCCUGAAAGACAGAGUUCAGUGGUAUACAUCGAUGCUGGGCAAGCUUGCAAGUGCCACAAAGUUGAUUGAGAGGUUGAAAAAGCUUGGUUGUAAGAACUGGGCUGUUUGCUGCUUAGGAGCACAACAUAAGACGAGACGUUGGGCUGUUGGGUGGAGUUGGUCCGACAUAAGACCACAAACUGAAGUCGCUCGAAGAGACAUGAACACUAAGGAUAUUCUACCUUUCCCUUCCAAUUUCACUGUUCCAAUACCAGAAAUAACAGUCAAAUCAGCCAUCGACACCAUCAAUAACACAUUGAUAGGAUUGGAUCUGGAAUGGAAAUGGAACGAGGAGCUUCAACUAGGAGUUGGCCGCGCUCGGAAGAAUGUUUGGUCACGAUCUGCCCGAAGGAAAAGGAAGCGGGAAGAAACCGAAGAGCAGCUCGAGCAUGUGACAGCCAAAAAUGACACCAGGAGUAAUGAUGUGGCACUUGGUUUUAUGGUCAGUAUCAAGACUGAUGCAGUUAUGAUAAGAUGGGUCCAAGGGCUAGACCAGGUAAUUUUUGAGAGCUUUUGCGGCAUGCUGAUACAGGCUCUGAAAAGACUGGCUAAGACGUAGAAGAGAGGAACAAGCGCAAACGAGGACCCGAGGGCUCGAAUUGUUUAUUAAACCAUAGGACUGAACAAGGACCUGCUAUUUCGUAGGCGAACGUGGUGGAUUAAAGCAAGUCGCUAUUUACCCUGCUUGUCCCCAACUUUAAGCAGCCACUUCAUACCUUCCAUGGUAUCAAUUUUCCACUUCUUACUUGCCUCGAGUUGUGGGAAAAAGCUCCAGAAGCUGUGUGGCAAGCCCGGAUAUACUUGCAGCUUCGUAGGAGUCUUACAUUCAGUUCUCAACUCUUUCUCUAACAU
This is a messenger RNA of Aplosporella prunicola CBS 121167, 1620 nucleotides long. RefSeq lists its product as uncharacterized. Bases 23 to 1327 code for a protein of 434 amino acids. Gene Ontology annotation, molecular function: 23S rRNA (adenine(1618)-N(6))-methyltransferase activity. Gene Ontology annotation, biological process: rRNA base methylation. The transcript is spliced from 6 exons. NCBI's taxonomy places the organism in Eukaryota, Fungi, Ascomycota, Dothideomycetes, Botryosphaeriales, Aplosporellaceae. The record is from RefSeq and is a predicted model, not a curated record. Gene Ontology annotation, cellular component: nucleus.